Temnothorax curvispinosus is the source of this 1410-nucleotide messenger RNA. RefSeq names its product cytochrome P450 4C1-like. Gene Ontology annotation, molecular function: heme binding; oxidoreductase activity, acting on paired donors, with incorporation or reduction of molecular oxygen; iron ion binding. The record is from RefSeq and is a predicted model, not a curated record. Lineage: Eukaryota; Metazoa; Arthropoda; Insecta; Hymenoptera; Formicidae. The transcript has 10 exons. The annotation marks the transcript as partial.
GCAAUAUUAACCAGCUCGAAACACAUCGAAAAGAGUUUCUUUUAUAAUAUUUUACACCCUUGGUUUGGUACUGGUCUUCUUACUAGUAAAGGCGCCAAGUGGCAUUCACGAAGAAAGAUAUUGACCCCUACAUUUCAUUUUAAUAUAUUACAAAAUUUUGUUGAGAUUUUGAUUGAAGAAGGCGAGAGCAUGACCAAGUCUUUGAAACAUACAGGAGGAACAGUUGUAAAAGAUUUAAUACCGUUUGUCAGUAAAUAUACGCUGAAUGCAAUAUGUGAAACUGCCAUGGGUACUUCUCUACAUGGCCAUGAUACGUUCCAGCAGCGGUAUCGAGAAGCGGUUCAUCAGAUAGGCAAACUUUUAAUUUAUAGAAUGGUGAGGCCAUGGUUGUAUAACAAUUGGAUAUUUUCGUUGACAUCAAAAGGUAGAGAGCAAAGAAAAAUGCUAAAAAUAUUACAUGGAUUUACUGAACAAAUUAUCGCUGAAAGAAAACUAUAUCAUGAUCGCACUAAUGGUCAAUACUUAAAAAGCUUUGGCAAUGACACGUUGGCAGAGAGAGAUGACGCAGAACCGAUAGGAAUACCAAAAAAACGGCUUGCAAUGUUGGAUCUUCUAAUAGCGGCAUCUCGUGAUGAUCUUAUGACUGAUUUCGAUAUCAGAGAGGAAGUCGAUACCUUUAUGUUUGAGGGUCAUGAUACUACAGCGAUGGGUCUGUGCUUUAUUUUGGCACUAUUAGCUGAACAUAGAGAUAUUCAGGAUCGUGUCAGGAACGAAGUCAAUACUGCAUUGCAAGAGAAUGGGGAGAAAUUUACAAUGAAAUUAUUGCAAGAUUUGCCAUAUUUAGACAGGUGUAUAAAAGAAGGAUUACGCCUUUAUCCUAGCGUAUUUCUAAUAUCACGAAUUACUGCGGAAGACGUAAAAUUACAGUCAUAUGUAGUACCUGCUGGAACAAUCAUAAAUCUUAAUAUUUACGCAAUCCACCGAGAUCCCAAUUUUUGGCCAAAUCCAGAAGUAUUUGAUCCCGACAGAUUCUUGCCAGAGAGAAAACGAAAUCGUCAUCCUUAUUCCUAUUUACCAUUCAGUGCUGGACCACGUAACUGCAUCGGUCAACGAUUCGCUAUACUGGAAUUGAAGGCGAUGAUAGCUUCUCUCAUACACAAUUUCUACUUGGAGCCCAUUGAUUAUUUAAAAAAUCUUCGGAUACAGGCCGAUUUGGUACUUCGCCCUGCUCAUACACUUUGCGUAAAAUUUAUCCCUGUCUGUGAAACAAAUGCAAGCCUUUGAAGCAAAUACCGAUUUAAUGAACAUUAUAGAAAACAAAGGAGAGGCUCCAUUUGUCUACAAAACAAUUGCUAAUAUUAUACCAGUAAAAACUUUGUACAAAAUUAUCGGUGUCAUUAUUGGUCACAA